Oldenlandia corymbosa var. corymbosa is the source of this 1378-nucleotide messenger RNA. Lineage: Eukaryota; Viridiplantae; Streptophyta; Magnoliopsida; Gentianales; Rubiaceae. The record is from the annotation of a GenBank genome assembly.
GUACUUCCUAAAUAUGUCUGGUGUUUAGUUUUGUAGCUACCCCUAAAAAGGACACUCAUAACUUGCUUUUUUUUUAAGGUUUCCUGAGAGAGCUUCUAAGGCCCCUCCUCAAUUUGAAAAGACUGUGUAUAAGAGAACAUAAUUAUAUAGUAAUAAGGUUUUGUUGCUUCUAGCUAGUCUUUGAAAUGGCAAGAACAAUGAAGAAAUGCUUGCAGAGUUCCCUGAAGAUUGUGAACUCAGUGAUUGCAUCACUGGGCAUUGCCAUGAUUUUCUAUGGUCUCUGGAUGGUUCGAGUUUGGGGGCGCGACGUUUGUGAUGAUUGCGAUGCUCAUCACCAUGACCAGGAUUUGAAAACUACUUUGCCUUGGUUUAUUCAUGCAUUUCUUGGCAUUGGUAUUGCUUUGUGUGGAAUAGCAUGCCUUGGUCAUUUUGCUGCCAAAACCGCAAACAUCCAUUGCCUCAGUUGUUACUCAAUCAUCAUCUUCAUCCUUAUCCUGUUGGACACGGCAAUGAUAGCUGAUGUAUUGCUUAAUUCUAACUGGGAAAAGGAUCUACCAGAUGAUCCAUCAGGAAGGUUUGAUGAUUUCAAGAAAUUUGUGCAGGAUAAUAUCCACAUCUGCCAGUGGGUUGCCCUCUUGAUAUUCCUUUCCCAGGGAUGCUCCAUGCUAAUAGCUACAAUCAUCAGAACUCUCGCAGAAGACGAAAAGUAUUACCAGAGUCACCAUGAUGAAGAGCAAGUUGAAGGUGAUCAUCAUCACCCACCCAGGAUGCCACUCUUGAACCAACCUGCAAAUUCCCAAGUGUUUCCAGCAUACGUUAUUGGCGAACCGCAGUUGUUCUACCACUGCCCUGAGGAUUGGAAGGUUUUUGAUCAACUGGGAACUGGAAAUUAAAUGGAUAAAGUAAAAUAAUUAAUAGUACUUAGAAAGCUUCUUUUCGAGGAAUUGAUUUUGACUUGAGCCUACGUUUUCAGUCAGCAGGGUUUUGAAUUUUAUCAUGAUCAAGUGAUCACCAAGUGAAGGGGGGGAGCUUCCAAGAAGAACAAGUUAGAUUCUACUCGUACUUAAUACAGAGUGUGGAAGUGCUGGAGAUUUUCCAUUCUGUAAACAUCCUCAAAACAAUUAGUCAGUCAAUACUAUGUUUUGGUAAUGAGUGAUUGGGUUUGGAGUUGAUGAUGUUGUUACUUUUCCAUUAAGAAAUCUUAUGAUUCUUUACAGACAGAGUUUUGUUCCAAUGUUGGAAGUUUUUGUGUACAUUAAGGCUGUCAGAAUGAAGGUUCGGAUGCCAAAAUAACAAUUGUGAGAGUUUUCAUGAGUACCACAGAGAUCUCCUCGCUUAAAAAAUGUCUGAUGUUUCCAAGGGAUGCAACAUUGCAAAC